UGGAAUAAUUACUCAAUAAAUAUGCCGUAAAAUACGAUUGGUUAACACAGACCAAAGUAACCUGUUUGGCCGGUAUCAUUGUGUAAUAAAAACUCUCCGUUUUUCUUGAGUUCACUUCAUUAUAAUUAGGUCCUCUUUCGAAUGAGUCUGUGACAGAAAGUGUUUCUCGGUGUAGAUAUGCUCAGAUUUGUAGCUCGUCAACUUUUCCGUAAAAACCAAGGCUUGUCAAGUGCUACUAGGUUGAGUUCAUCCCAGCCUGUAGCACAAAGUAUAAGCCAAAACAACGAUCAAUUUUUAGCUGUUCAGUGGAAUGACGGAAAAGUGGAUGAAUUUCCACAUUUUUAUCUUCGAGAGAACUGUAGUUGUUCGCAGUGUUUCCAACCGUUAAAAAAUGCUCGCCAUAUGUUUGCACCAAAAGAACUGGACCUAAAUGUAGCAGUAGAAUCAGCGAAUAUCAACUCGAGUCAGUUAAAUGUUAAAUGGAGUGAUGGACACAACAGUAUUUACUCAUCAGAGAGUUUGCAAACGUUGAGGUAUGUUACAUUGUGUCUUAAUACAUAUAAUCUUGAACUUAAUAUCUAG
Paramuricea clavata is the source of this 582-nucleotide messenger RNA. NCBI's taxonomy places the organism in Eukaryota, Metazoa, Cnidaria, Anthozoa, Malacalcyonacea, Plexauridae. The record is from the annotation of a GenBank genome assembly.